Owenia fusiformis is the source of this 492-nucleotide messenger RNA. Lineage: Eukaryota; Metazoa; Annelida; Polychaeta; Sabellida; Oweniidae. The record is from the annotation of a GenBank genome assembly.
CUUAGCUUGACAACACAGACAAUCAACAUGCAGACUGUACUUGUAGCUUUGUUGGGAUGCGUUGCCGUGGCAAUGGCCAGUGAAUAUGCCACUGAAUCAUAUGACCCCAAGUACCCCACCAACCCCUACCAGAGGAAUGAUGGCUACUACAAGGAAACCUACCACUACAACAGACAUGACAGCUACAAAGCCCCAAGCUACAAGAGUCAAGACAGCUACAAAGCCCCAAGCUACAAGAGUCAAGAGAGCUACAAAGCCCCAAGCUACAAGAGUCAAGACAGCUACAAAGCCCCAAGCUACAACAGCCACAGCAGCUACAGCUCUUAUGAGACCACCAGCUACAGCCACUGUACUAGCUAUGGAUACGGCUCCUACAUGUACAACACUUGCAAGAAAUGUGCCACCACCUACCAGAGCUACUUCACAUGCCCCAAGAGCUACUACCCAGCUGAGACAUACGUUGCCCAGCCAAGCUACGGACAUGAUAGCUAC